Danaus chrysippus (African queen) is the source of this 4512-nucleotide messenger RNA. Lineage: Eukaryota; Metazoa; Arthropoda; Insecta; Lepidoptera; Nymphalidae. The record is from the annotation of a GenBank genome assembly.
AUGGCUUCUGAAGCAUCAUUUAGCUUUAAUUAUAAACAGUGUUUAAUAGAUGAAAUAGCCUUGGAAGGCCUAGAGGGAACCGGCUUAGAUUUAUUAUGGAGACGGCUAGAAAAACGAAUUUCGUCUGAAAUAACCCUAAAAAUGAAAAAAAGAUUUUGGAGCUACAUCCUCGCAUCAGAAUCAAUUUCAAUUUAUGAAUUAGAAACCCCAGCUCCCUUCUUUGAGAUAUUAGAUCGUUUUACGAUCAUUGAGGAAAACACUGGGAAUCUUUUGGACCCUCCAGAUUACCUUGAUGGACCAUAUGAAUUUCAAAGUAUUGAUGAUGAAUAUGGAUCUUGCAUUAAUUUUAACACCAGAGAACAACUUACCAAGGAUUCAUUAAGAAGUAUUAGCUAUGAAGAAACAGUUACGAAAUAUGGAGACAAAUUAGUCCUCGUUGCAUCUUUAGAAGAACGCUGGAAAGCAUUGGCACCACAUUUACCAAUAAUGUAUAUAAGCCAAUUAACUCCGGUACAUUAUUGUUUGUUGGAACUUAUUGGAAAAUCAAGACAUAAUGGCCAAAUGACUGUUGGAAAAACUAAUUUAAGCAAAGUAGUGAAAGAUGCAAAACUAUUGUUUUAUAAUAGAACUGUCUUACAAAAAUUUGAACUCAUAAAAGUGCAAUAUUGCACACAAGUUGUGGGUGGCAGAGCUUUGAAGAGUAUAUUAUUAAGAUUGAAUAGGUUCUAUCAACCUACAUUGUGUACACAGCCUAAGAUUGGUAAACUGUAUAAUAUCAUUAACUAUUUAUUAGAAACGCCAGAUUAUUUCGAACAGACUGAUGUUAUGAUCAAGAAAGGUUUAUUAACUCCACCACAAAGCAAGAGGCUACAGAAAACUAUAAACAUAUUUAACUUUGAAGAAAGAGAUAUAAUAAUAAACCGUGGAGAAAAUUCUAAAAUGGAACCUUCUACACAGACCGUGAGGAGGAAAUGUAUAUCUCUAAACUGUCAGAGUGAUGAGUCCCAAUCAGAUGAGGAAAAUAAUGAAAACGAUAGAAAUUUAGAAUGCCAGUAUAAAGUGGGUGUUAAUUUGGGCAGGCAGGCGUAUGAAUGUUUCUUGGAAGCCGGUCUAAAGGGUCUGACCCAAAUUGAUAUAGCACAGCUUUUGGGUGUAGAGUUUUAUACAAGUCGGACCAUAUGUAGAGUUUUCAAAGCAAGAAAAAUUGUGAGAGAGUUCCUCGAAGAUAAGGGAAGACAGAGAACCGCUAGAUAUAUUGCAGUCGCUGCUACUAAUGAUAUUGACAAACAGUAUGCCAAAGAAAAAAGCAAAUUCUUGGAACAUUGUAAUAAAAGAAUUAAAGAUACGAAUAAGAGCAAAGGUGAUUUGAGCUCUGACUCAGAAAAUGAAGUGCCAUUGAAAAAGAUAAAGAAAGCUGAAGAAAGCACUCCAGUUAACGAAACUAAGCAGGAAAUUACAGAAGUUAAAAUCAUGGACGGAUGCGAAAACGUGACAGAAUCUUUAUUAAACCAAAAAAAGAAUCCUACUCUGAGGCAGUUGAAAUUCGCGAACGGUAUUAUAAAAGUGGUGCAAGAUAGAAAAUUCGUGAUGGGAUUCCAGGUACUAAGCAAUCUGGUUGCCAAAGAAACAGGCGAACCGCCGAUGGAUACGAAGGCGCUCAAAAUAUUUACCCAAAAAUUAGUAUCUGAUGGGCAACUCAAGAUAUUGAAGAUAAAAAGACCAAGCGUCAACGGAUUGACCUGCAAUAUAUUUAUUUGUGCGCCACACAUUAAAGCAUCCAACCCAAUCAUACGAGCAAAAUAUAAGGAAAUCUGCGCCAGAUCGGAAGUUAGCAAGAAAGCUAAACUGCACAAAUCAACACCAAGGAAUAUACGGCCGGUCACACACUUCACAUAUCCUAGGUAUAUGAAAAUUCAGAAACUCCACGAGUUUUUGACACGGCUGGUUUACUUCAAUGAAAAUAGUUGUAAAGAUAAUGUUAAUGGUAUCUCCUCAUUGAUGAGUUUUAUACCGGAAAUGACGGUUGAACUGGCUUUGGGUCAUAUAAGCCUUAUGGACGAAACUGAUCUAAAUUACAUCAAGACCGCAACCUUUUCACUGGACGAUAAGGUCAAAGACGCUCCUGUACGACUAAAUCGCAUUAUAUUACAAUCGCGAAGCUUAAUAACUUCAUUGAAGGUUGUUUUAAAAGUUCUUGCAUUAUUAGGUCUUAUUCAAUUAGUUCAUCAGACAACAGUGCCUAUGAACAGAGAUGCUACCGACGUUUUCUUUGUCAACCGUCACGCAAAGAUUUUAAACACCAUGGGGAAAUGGCCCCAACCCAAUAUUGAUAAAGCUAUAUUAGAAAAAUCAUAUCAUUUCCAAACGUUCGAAGACGUUCAGCAAUAUUGGAGUGACGUACACGACAUAAGCAUCAACACGACGAUAAAUGUACCAAGAAGGCAGAAACAUAAAUUAUGUAUACCAUUGAGAAAAGAACAGAACCUCAAUAAUUACGACACUGGUGAAUUAUUUGGUGAUGGUUUAGGACCUUGUGGUUUCGACUCAAGUAUAUACAUGGAUAUGUCCAGGCUAUGGCGAUCAUUCAUGAUUAGAAAUCACACUAAGAAAAAAUUGCGUAAACCAAAAGUGAAAAAGAUUAAGAAGAAAUCAUCCGCUCCUGUGGAAAGAAAAACUAAUAUAAAAAGCAUAAAGAACGAAAAUAAUGCAAUUAAAAUAAAAGAUUUCAUGAAUAUACGGAAAAGACAAUUCGAUUUGCAUAUAAAGUGGUCCAAUUUCGAAGACAGGAUAAUAAUGAUGUGUAAAGCGGCCAUCACUAUAAUGAGUCCUGUUUCUCAACCAGGCUGCUUAAGGGUUAGGAAUAUUGUCGCCAAAGACUUGCUUUCAAUAUUCGAUCCGAGAAAAACAGCGGCCAUUUGUCACAAAAGAGCCAUCAUCCUAGAAUCUAAUUCAGCCUUGGCACACGAGAAAGACUGUAUCCUUAACGAAUUAAGGUGUCAUAGAAACCUGGUACAAAAAUACGAAGGUCUGCUAAGAGUUAUAAGACUUAGAAAUUACGCGAAUCUUUCAAAAUACAUAAACGAAUCGAGAUUACCGCUGUUACAAUUGAUUUGGAUUAUAUCUCAGAUCGCGGAGACUAAACCUUUUAAUAAGCGAAUGCCGUGUGUGUCAAUCGAUCUCAACGAUUUUAAUAAGAAAUACAACAUAUCACCGUCUUCGGCGAAUAGACCUUACAACUUAUAUAGAACACCGACCUCGUCGAAACCAGAAUUUGCCGUAUUAAAAGAAGCCAUCCUAAUGACCAUAAUGCUAUCAUUGGACGAGCCGGUAAAUAAAAAAAUGGGAAAGAAGAUAUAUUCAAUUUUCAGCGUUUACGAUGAACCCGUGCUUAGAACUGCGAUACAACAGCUGAGAAAAAGUGGAGCGAUUGCUGCCAGAGACAAAAUAAUCAACAGCCAAUUGAAGAAAGAACAUUGCGAGGACAUAGUCCAAACUAUGUAUAAAAUAGCCAUGAUGUAUAGAAGAAAAUGGACGGGUCAUCUCGAGCCAGAGUUUUUGGACAGUCUUUCAGAGUUACUUAGCACUAAAAUACCGCAUAACGGUUUAAAAGGAGCCUGCGAUAUCAAUUGUCUAUUGUGCGAAACGUAUAGCCAUGAUGUGAUAGAUAUUGUUUCUGAUACUAUACCUGUAGUGACGGGUUCCGCGGGAUCUAUAUUACAAGAGGAACAGUUGAAUGUCAUCGACAUUGAAACUAAAUUCAAAUUAAAGUCCGGCCUCCUUGGAUGGAAAAACAAAUCUAACAUAGAAACGUUUUCUGAACUCUAUCAUAAUAUUGGCUAUGAGGGAAUAUUUGAAAACUUGAUAAGGAAAUCUAUUGUGGAUUACUCAAAGACCGAACAAUAUGAUGAGACGGAUAAUAUAAUACAAUUUUUAGAAGAAAAGGAAUCAAAGGGAUGCACAUUUAAAGAAUUGAAUGCGAAAAUACUGGACGACCAGAACACAUUAAUUAAAAGAUUAUUAGAUCUGGAGAGCAAAGAAAUCGUAAAGAGAGUUGGGAUUUAUGAAAACUUGAUUGUGCUAAAGAAAUACGCGAAGCCCUACUUAUUGUUUAUACCUAAAAACCUCUACAUGAUACCAACACCCUGGCUGACAUUAAAGGCUGAGAUACAGAAGGACGUAUUCUUCAAAUGGGCAGGCGUUAUAAUGAACAAAGCAUUCGAAUUUCCCGGCUGUUCAGUAGCAUUCAUCAGUAACAGUAUAGAAUACAUAACAUAUAGAAGCAUCCAAGAAGUAUGUAUGUUCUUAGAACAGACGAAGUGCGUCGAAUUGAACAGUGUAGAAAAGAAGGAUACAGAUUUAUUCUCAGAAGAAGAUUACAACUGGGUACCGGAGUUAUAUAAGUUUAAUCCUUACGAAUCACCAGAUAACAUUCUAGUGGUCCCUGCUAAAGAUUGUUUAAGUAAAUAUGCUUAUAUCAGAAGCAAAAUAUUAAACGAUAUUGACCUGUCAUAA